This is a messenger RNA of Ostertagia ostertagi, 300 nucleotides long. NCBI's taxonomy places the organism in Eukaryota, Metazoa, Nematoda, Chromadorea, Rhabditida, Trichostrongylidae. The record is from the annotation of a GenBank genome assembly.
AUGAACAACGUUUUCGCCGUGUACGGUAUUGAAGUGUCAAAGCGACAUCUGUCAUUAACGGCUGAUUACAUGACCUUUACCGGUCAAAUAGCGCCGUUCAAUCGUGGAGCAAUGUCGUCGUCAUCGUCACCUCUUCAGAAGAUGACAUUCGAGACGACGAUGGCGUUCAUGAAAGAAUCCCUUCUACACGGUAAGCGAUUCCCCGUCUGUUGUGAAGUUUCUUUUUUUCUUCUGCACAUGAUUCCGUAUUUUGCAAAGCAAACAGCCUACCGUAAUCUUCUCAUUGCUGCACAAGUUUAG